UCGACGCAAAAGCAUGCUUUGAACUCCGGCUUAACGUUUGCGAGUUGGUGUCCUUGUCGGUUCUGUUUGCGAGUUGGUUUUUUCGUCAGUUUUGUUUGCUAAUUUUGUGAACUGUGGCGUUGAAUUCGGCUUUUGAGGUCGUAUUGCUGGUUUAGCUUCUUUGGGUUUAUCGUGGGUUUCUUUGAGAAAGGUUUCUACAAUUUUGGAGCUUCGCUGCUGCUGGCAGGUGUGUAGGGAAAGCCCCAGUAGAAUUGGUUCGAUUCGAACUUUGGUUUCGGCCUUUUCUUUUUUCAAUCGCUGCUUGUUCUCUUAUCUUUUCUUCCUCUUUUUCACGUUUUGUGCAUUGAAAUGCAUAUAGUGCAGAAUUGGAAGAGGAAACUGCUGGAGAUUGUCGAUUUGAGAGCUUUGACUUAGAAAUCACGUAGAUCUGUUUUCUCCUCGGAAAUGUGAUCGAUUCGUGUGUGGGUUGCAGUUCGAUAUCUCUCAACAGGUUUGAGGUCAUUAUUUUUUAGUCUUUCAGACCGUUAAAUAGCUGGAAUAUUCACUCCGAAGUGUCGCGUUCCACAAUGUGAUUGGGGAAUGGGAUUCAACAGUGGUUGUGCAGUCCAUAUUAGACGAGGGAUACAUUGUGGCAGCUUGUGAAAAUCUUCAAUAGAAUAUCAGGUUGGAUGCAUGGGUUUGUCUAGAGAUUUUCAGCGAUAAAUUAUUGGGGGAAAGAUUUUAAUUUCUUCCAAGCGCUAAAUUCUUCUUCUGCGGACGUUUGUUUCUUUCCAACAGUUGUGCAUGGAAAAUGUGAGAAGUUUCGCUUUAGCAAGGUUGUGUUGAGGGCGGAAUUCAAUUGUUGUUUUUUCCAAAACCAUCGCGAUUACCAUUCUCGACAGAACUUGUGAAAUGUGGUUACAUAAGGUUGAAGGUGGCAUUACGAGUCAGGACAUUGGUUUUCGAGCUCAGUGUUUAGGGGUUUAAAUACCCGUGUGCAGGAAUGUCCUGGGAAAACUGCAUUAGAGAAUUCAACAUGUCUUUGUAGCGCUCGUGACCUACUCAAUCUGUGUCUUCCAGGUUGACAAACAUGAGUACAAUAGAUCUUUGGGUGGAUGGAUUGCUAUGUGCCUACGAGUUCAUUCCUGCUCCUUCGAAAAAAAUUAAGGUGGGAGGCGAAUUCAACACUCAAGGGGCCGUUCAAGGCCAAUUUGAGGCGGAAAUAUCUUUGAAGCAACCGCAUACUUUAUCAGACAACUCGAGGGUUGAUUUGAACCAGUCAAAUAAGUUCAUAGCAAACAGCUCUAUUUCCAAAUCCGAUGAUCAAAGAUCAGACUCUCCAGAUUCGUCACCAGAUAGUCUAGGAACUGAGAUACAAGGGUUUAUUGUGCGGGAGAGUUUGAAGGAAGAUCAUGCCAACGAUUUAAAUCCAUCUAGUCCGAGCCACGAUCCCUCACUUGAUCAUCAAUCGAGUAUGAAGAAGGGACAGAGUCAUUGGAUUCCUAUCGGUUGGGAUCGGCUAACAGGGUUAUUUCAAUCACUACAGACUGAUACGGAUUGGGUCGUGGACGAGGAGUUUUCUGACCAAGACGAGACUCUUAGUGUUGCUGACGUAGCCCAACCUUACUGGCAAAAGCGGGCAGGGCCGACAUUCUGGUGCCAUAUUGACGCAAGGCAUCCUAGUAUCCAACAUUUCUUUUCAAACGUUCAGUGGCUGCAUCCAGCUGUUAGUGUUGCUCUUCUAGAUGAGAAACGACUCAUUAGUGACCGUAUGAAACAUCUGCUCUACGAGGUACCGGUACGCGUAGCAGGAGGCCUGUUGUUUGAGCUGACUGGCCUUUCUGUGGGUGAUCCAACUCGCAAUGAAGAUGAUGUUCCUGUGGUCUUUCGUUCAUGGCAAUCGCAAAAUUAUCUGAUUACAUCAAUGCAUGUGAAGGACAUUGUGCACAACCUUAACGUACUCGGUGUUUUGGAAGUCCAAGAUUUAGUGGGUGCGGGUGGCACUGAGGCCCCCAAGUCUGUACAAGAAGUUAUUGCCCAGCUUGCUAGUCGCCUUGCCACAUGGGAUGAUCGGAUGUCAAGGAAACACUUCUUUGGUGCAGCUGAUGAAAUUGAGCUGAAGUAUGUCAAUAGGAAAACAAACGAAGAUUUGGCGUUGCUCAGUACAAUAUUGAACCAAGAAAUUCGCCGACUUGCCACUCAGGUUAUCAGAAUAAAGUGGUCCUUACAUGCGCGCGAGGAGAUCAUUUAUGAGCUUAUGACUCAUUUGAAGAUGGAAACUGCGUUGCAUAUUUUAAAGCGAGUGCACAAGAAAACUCGUGAAAUGUUGACUGAGCAGGAUGCAGUGAGGGAUCGUUUAUUCACGGUCCAAGACGUAAUGCUGAACAACGUGAGGGAGAAACUGCAAGAGCGGAGUGUGCGUGUAACACACAAUUUGUCAGUAAUUGGUGGAAGUGGGCUCCUUCUUUCGGUUAUUGUUGGACUUUUUGGAAUCAACUUAGAUGGUAUUCCAGGGAACAGCCACUCCCCCUAUGCAUUUGCCGUAUUUUCUGUCAUUUUGUUUGCCCUUGGCGCCAUCACGUGUCUGAUUGGCAUCCGGCGCCUCGGUCUCAAGCCUCCGCCUUCUGAAGAAGCUGUCAUGUCCCGGAAAAUAGAGCUGCAAGACUUCGUUCACAAGUUCCAACGAGCAGCAGAGGCACAUGAGAAAGUACACCAUAUAAAUUCUGAUUCCUCUCUUAGUGACGGUGCUGAAUAUACUGGUGCCAAAGCCGACAAACGGAACGAUUUUUACGUCCUGUUGGAAUAAAUGGGCAUUCUCCUUUCUUAGUCA
This is a messenger RNA of Physcomitrium patens, 2809 nucleotides long. The record is from RefSeq and is a predicted model, not a curated record. NCBI's taxonomy places the organism in Eukaryota, Viridiplantae, Streptophyta, Bryopsida, Funariales, Funariaceae.